CCUCACCCCGGCCAAGCAUCGCGAGAGCUGGCUGGCGCCGCCGCGGGCCGCUGCCGCCUCGCCUCGGCCACUCCAGCACCGGGCGAGAGGCAGGAAGGACAAUGGCAGCGGCAGCCGGGCGCUUCCUGGCAGCGGCCGCGGCUCCCUCGGCGCGGGCGGGCGCGGGCGGACUGCUCCGCGCCCCGGUCGUGCCCGUUGUGCCCUCCCGCGGAGCCACCGUCACUCGCAGCGGCGCCAUUUUGCCCCAGCCGGUUAAGAUGCCCUUCGGCCUCCUCAGAGUAUUUAGCGUUGUGAUCCCUUUCCUGUAUGUCGGAACUCAGAUCAGUAAGAACUUCGCAGCCCUACUUGAAGAACACGAUAUCUUUGUCCCAGAGGACGACGACGACGACGAUUAAAGGAAUUUAAUGGAAGAACAGAAAUGAGGAAGCUAUUGGCAAAGAAAUGUUUCUGACAUGUCACCUGUGUUUUGCCCUUCCUAAAGAGGAAGGGCAGGGAGCCCUGUAUCCCCUUUGCCAGUAAUUGUCCUUUGCAUGUCUGUAUGAGAGAAAAUUAUAGAUCAAGGUUGAAGGGAGUAAUUGAUAGGACUACAUCCUUGCAUACACUAGCUUCGCCUCACAAAAGACUGCUUGGGAUUCCUUUUACUAGCUAAAUGAAAAACAUAAUUAAAGAACAACAGACUGAGAAGUA
Molecule: messenger RNA, 687 nt
Organism: Rhea pennata
Lineage: Eukaryota; Metazoa; Chordata; Aves; Rheiformes; Rheidae
Gene: SMDT1
Product: single-pass membrane protein with aspartate rich tail 1
Exons: 3
Coding region: 102-395 (97 amino acids)
Biological process (GO): mitochondrial calcium ion homeostasis; calcium import into the mitochondrion
Cellular component (GO): mitochondrial inner membrane; uniplex complex
Source: RefSeq, a predicted model, not a curated record